CUCAUUUUUUUUUUAUUUUUAUUUUUUUUAUUUUCUACUAUAUUCUUACAUUUACUUCUAUACAUUAAAUAUGGUUAAAUUUUACCAACAUUUAUUUAAAUAUGAUUAUCCUUGGCAAAAUGUAACUCUUGCUUUCUGGUUAAGAUAUCCUAAUCCAUUUGCUUCACAUGUCCUUGCUGUAGAUGUUUUGGAUCGUUAUGUGGAUGAGAAUGGGGUUUUAAAAACAACAAGACUUGUGUUGAAGAAAGGAAAGGCACCUAAAUGGUUUCCUGAUCAUUUUCUUAAAAACUCGGAAGCAUUUAUUAUUGAAGAAUCAGAAGUUGAUCCGAAAAAUAAAACAAUGGUUACUCGUACAAAAAACUUGAAUCAUGUUCGUAUAAUGCAAAUUGUUGAAACACAAACUUUUAAACAAGACGAACAAAAUCCAGAAUGGACUUCAUGCAAAACUGAAGCUCGUAUUAUCUCCAAAUUUGGUUGGGGAAUGACUGGUCGUAUUGAAGGAUUUGGUCAAAGUAGCUUCAUAGCUAAUGCAGCAAAGGCUCGUAAAGGAAUGCAACAUAUAUUACAAAUGAUUCGUGAAAAGCAAUCCUCAAACCGUGUUCCUUUCUUAAAUUCUGCCUAAGUUAUAUAUCUAUAUUUAUGACCAUUUUCCUUUUAUCAACUGUUUAGUAGCACUAUAUCAUGCCCCUUUUAAAUUAACUCCUCUCUUUUUUUCUUGAAACACGCCAUAUAUUUUAAAUUCUCGAAAAUUCUUUAUAGGUAUUUUACAAGGACCCUAUUAUUGAAUCUAUUGUAUAUAAUGUCCUUCUUUAUACAAAAUGUAAUAAUAAUAAAAAGAAUGUGUUAUGCUUAUUA
Messenger RNA from Cokeromyces recurvatus, 855 nucleotides. RefSeq names its product PRELI-like family-domain-containing protein. The record is from RefSeq and is a predicted model, not a curated record. Lineage: Eukaryota; Fungi; Mucoromycota; Mucoromycetes; Mucorales; Mucoraceae. The transcript is spliced from 5 exons. Gene Ontology annotation, molecular function: phosphatidic acid transfer activity. The coding region runs from base 71 to 622 and encodes 183 amino acids. Gene Ontology annotation, cellular component: mitochondrial intermembrane space. Gene Ontology annotation, biological process: phospholipid transport.